Messenger RNA from Phaeoacremonium minimum UCRPA7, 2724 nucleotides. Its product is annotated as putative potassium:hydrogen antiporter protein. The coding region runs from base 1 to 2724 and encodes 907 amino acids. The transcript has 5 exons. Gene Ontology annotation, molecular function: antiporter activity. NCBI's taxonomy places the organism in Eukaryota, Fungi, Ascomycota, Sordariomycetes, Togniniales, Togniniaceae. Gene Ontology annotation, biological process: proton transmembrane transport. Gene Ontology annotation, cellular component: membrane. The record is from RefSeq and is a predicted model, not a curated record.
AUGGCUACUGUCACUGCUACCGUGACCGACUUCGUCGUAUCCACGGUCACAAAGGCGGCUGCGGCUGCCAGUACGACCUCGGGCAACCGCGCUGCACCUCAGGCCGGUGUCCUUGAGGGUGCGAGUCCCGUAGCAUGGAGCAAGUCUAAUCCCAUCCAACUGUUUAUUGUUCAGGCUGUCAUCAUUAUCGUCUUCUGUCGCCUGCUUCACUAUCCGCUGUCUCUGCUUGGCCAGCCUCGGGUCAUUGCAGAGGUCAUUGGCGGCAUUCUGCUUGGUCCAUCUGUGAUGAUGCGCAUACCGCACUUCCAGUCCACCAUCUUUGUCACCGAUUCCAUGCCCGUUCUCAGCAAUGUUGCCAACUUGGGUCUAAUCAUCUUCCUCUUUCUUGUCGCCCUCGAGGUGGACAUUCGACUCUUCACCCAUAAUUGGCGGAUAGCCCUGAGCGUCGGCCUGGCUGGCAUGAUUAUACCUUUUGGCCUUGGAUUUGCUAUUGCUUGGGGCUUGUACCACCAGUUCCAUGAGGAACCUGACACUGUUCCCAUCAGCUUCGGGGUCUACGGCCUAUUCAUAGGCACAGCUUUGGCUAUCACUGCUUUCCCCGUUCUCUGCCGAAUCUUAACGGAGCUCAAGCUCUUGGGCACAGGUGUAGGUGUGACGGUCUUGGCCGCGGGUAUCGGCAAUGAUGUUGUUGGUUGGAUUCUCUUGGCUCUCUGCGUUGCUCUCGUCAAUAACUCCAGUGGACUGGCAGCCCUAUACGCAUUGCUUUGCGUUAUUGGCUGGGCGCUGUUUCUGGUCUUCCUUGUUCGACCCGGUUUCAUGUGGUGCCUGAGAAAGACUAAUAGUAUCCAAAAUGGUCCUACCCAAGGCAUUGUAGCGCUAACAAUGCUGAUGGUGCUGAUUUCAGCAUGGUUCACAGGUAUCAUUGGCGUCCAUCCCAUCUUCGGGGCGUUCCUUAUCGGUCUCAUUUGUCCCCACGAUGGCGGUUUCGCUAUUAAAUUGACCGAGAAGAUUGAAGAUCUCAUCUCUGUGGUGUUUUUGCCCCUAUACUUCGCCCUCUCAGGUCUAAGCACGGAUUUGGGGCUGCUGAACGAUGGCAUCGCUUGGGCCUACGUUGUCGGCGUCAUAGCCUGCGCGUUCGCUGGCAAAAUCAUCGGCGGUACUUUGGCAGCACGUUUGAACAAACUGGAAUGGAGGGAAAGUUUCACUAUCGGCUGUUUGAUGAGUUGCAAAGGUCUUGUAGAGCUUAUCGUGCUGAACAUUGGUUUGAAUGCCAAGAUUUUGUCUCAAAAGACGUUCACGAUUUUCGUGGUAAUGGCGCUGGUCACAACAGUCUCUACAACGCCUCUCACAAAGUGGCUGUAUCCGCCGUCAUAUCAAAAGAAGAUUGAGCUGUGGAGGAAGGGCGAGACGGACAAGGACGGCAAUCCCAUACACUCACCGGCCUCUUCCCAGCGAGAGUCUAUUGAGAAGCUGAACGCUGGCCAAAUCCGCCGGCUUCUCGUCUACCUUCGUCUUGACAGCCUUCCAAGUGUCUUCACUUUCGUUGCACUGCUUGGCGGGGAGUCGAAGCCGACACCACAGCUUUCAGCGGACACGGCCGAUCAUUCAGGGACCUCAAUUGAGGAUCAGCCAUCUACUCCCAUCAUCCAGAAGCGACCCCUCGAAGUACAUGCCCUGCGUGUCCUCGAACUCACAGAACGUACUUCGUCUGUCAUGCAAGUGACGGAGGGCGAAGACUAUUACGCUCAGCGAGAUCCCGUCGUGAAUGCCUUCCGGACUUUCUCACGGCUGAAUGAUGUUGCUGUGUCCGGAAAGGUUGCUGUUGUUCCUACCUCUUCUUAUGCCGAAGUCGUCACGAAUCAAGCCGCAGAUAUUGCCUCGGAUUUUGUUCUUGUCCCUUGGAGCGAAUAUGGCAGUGUGACUGAGGACCAGUCAGUCCCCUUCACCAUUUCUGCCAAUGACCGGUACCAAGGCAAGACUCACCUCGAUUUCAUUCAACAAACCUUGGCAAAGGCGGUUUGUAACACGGGUAUCUUUGUGAACAAGGGCUUUGGAGGCUUAGAGAUGGGUGGUCGUCCCCAGCUUACAAGGAGUAUCAGUGCUAUGUCUAUGCGCAGCCAUCGCGACAAAGCAGCCAUGCCAGUCAAGAACAAGUCUCACCAGAUUUUCCUUCCGUUCUUCGGCGGCGUCGACGACCGGGUUGCUCUGCGCCUCGUCCUGCAGCUGGCUAAAAAUCCUAACGUUUCUGCAAUUAUCGCCCAUUUCAGCCUGCCUUCAGAUGAUGGGUACGAGAUUGCAGUUCCACAACAAGCUGCGGUUGCCGGUGGCAGUCACGAUGAGCAUGGAAAGUCGGAAGCUGCCGACAAGACUCUGGUUGUUGAAGACAUUUCGGCGUCAGAUCUUGCACUUUUGUCGACACUUCAGUCAUCACUUCCACCCGAGUUGGUUGGACGUGUGACUUUUAUGGAGAUACCAGUCACAUCCAGCACAGUCAUGCCACAGAUCUUAAGCAAGGCCAAGGAGUACGUCGGAAACACCCCUUCAAAUGCCGGCGAUAUCAUCGUCGUCGGACGAAAGCACCUGCGCCUUGGCGACGGCAGCAUCGAAAUCGGGGGUGGCUCCUUGAAGAACACGGUUGGUGUUGUUGGCGAACAGGUCAUCGUGAGCGGAGUCAAGGCUAGCGUUCUGGUCGUCCAGGCCGGAGGGCGUGGUUUGGAGAUGUAA